This is a messenger RNA of Bradysia coprophila, 596 nucleotides long. It is a transcript of the gene Roc1a, whose product is annotated as Regulator of cullins 1a. Lineage: Eukaryota; Metazoa; Arthropoda; Insecta; Diptera; Sciaridae. The record is from RefSeq and is a predicted model, not a curated record. Gene Ontology annotation, molecular function: zinc ion binding.
CUUCUAAACACCCGGCCACCUUCACUUCAAUUACAAUUACACUUUCUCAUUGUUGGUCAUCGCAGUCGAAUCGAACAUUUUUUUGUGCAGUAAAAACUAAACUUUUUGUCGAAAUAAAUAAUUUAUCCCGACAACCAACAUAAAAUGGAGGUAGACGAUGAAGAAUUCGAGCCACCAACUUCUUCGAGCAGCAAAGGCGAUAAGAAAAGAUUUGAAGUGAAGAAGUGGAACGCUGUUGCACUUUGGGCAUGGGAUAUUGUUGUCGACAAUUGUGCUAUUUGCCGGAAUCACAUCAUGGAUCUAUGCAUUGAAUGCCAAGCAAAUCAAGCAUCCAGCACCAGUGAGGAAUGCACAGUAGCAUGGGGAGUCUGCAAUCAUGCAUUCCACUUUCACUGUAUUUCAAGAUGGUUGAAGACGCGUCAGGUGUGCCCGUUAGAUAACAGGGAAUGGGAAUUCCAAAAGUAUGGCCACUAACAACUUUCGCCGCAAGACAUACGUGCAGGGAGAACAAGCUUUGGAUAUGCAAAUUUUUCAUUUCAAUAAUUGGUUAUAAGAAAUUACAUCAGUAAGGAGCAAAAUAAAACUAUCGCAACUUA